Molecule: messenger RNA, 231 nt
Organism: Solanum stenotomum
Lineage: Eukaryota; Viridiplantae; Streptophyta; Magnoliopsida; Solanales; Solanaceae
Product: salt stress-induced hydrophobic peptide ESI3
Exons: 2
Coding region: 4-168 (54 amino acids)
Cellular component (GO): membrane
Source: RefSeq, a predicted model, not a curated record
AGAAUGGGUUCUGAAACAUUUCUUGAAGUCAUCCUUGCUAUCUUACUUCCUCCUGUUGGUGUUUUCCUACGAUAUGGCUGUGGUGUGGAGUUUUGGAUUUGUGUGUUGCUGACAAUACUGGGAUACAUACCGGGCAUUAUUUAUGCACUCUAUGUCUUGGUUGGAUAAUAUAAUACUCUCUGUAUUCUCCAAUAAAUACUAUUUUAAUUUCUUAUUCUGCCUUCUUUUUAU